Molecule: messenger RNA, 1420 nt
Organism: Bursaphelenchus okinawaensis
Lineage: Eukaryota; Metazoa; Nematoda; Chromadorea; Rhabditida; Aphelenchoididae
Source: the annotation of a GenBank genome assembly
AUGAUCAAAUUGACCUUAUAUGAAUAUGAGUUUUAUGGCAUUGAGCAAAGAGCUAUAAACCUUGAAGAGUUGGCUGAACAAGAUGAGAAGGCAAGAACAUAUUGUGUAGGUUUUAUAUGAACAUUGCACGGGUAGGACAUGGUAGAGAAAAGUAUCAUAAUGUAAGGUAAAGUAUUGUAUGAUAUAUACAUGUGUUAGGUGCCGUCAUAAAGAACCCGCCAAACUUUUCUUGUAAUUUCUUGUAACAAAUGGCGGGUUCUUUAUGUCGGCACCUAAUAUUAUUUGCAAAAAGGCGGGGUAGGGCAUGGUAAUUGGCCCAGAGAGUAUGUACAUAUAUAUAUUAGGUUGUUAGGUAAGUCGUGGGCCCCCUUUCAACACAAAUGUUUGAAAAAUCAGGAAAAAAUUAAUAUAUAUCGCAAAUUGAAAAUUUUGAUGUCCUUUUAUAGUUUAAAACCUAUAUUUUCAGAAUAUGUAAGUUUCAAACCUCUUUUAAUUUUUUGUUUGGUUGUUUUAGUGGCCAGAACAUUAUAGGGCAAAUGACGACUUUGGGUAGUGAUGUAAAAGAGUACAAAACAAGUCGUAACGUUAAAACUACGGCCGGAUUCAUAAAUAAGACACAUGGACAAAGUAUUGUGAGCUACCCAACAGCAAAAAUUUGGUUCCAAAAGCUUCCUUCUGGAGAUGAGACGCUUGAAGAAAAGUGGAGGUCCUGUAGAUUAGUUCUCUAUAAUUCCUUGAAACUUGGCCAAACCAUAACUGUUAGUACGUAUUCUAUUAAUAUUGACCAAAUGCGCCACUAUCUACCUUCAAAGUUGAGAAACAGAAGGUCAAUUAUUGUUCAUGACAGUGUCCGCCCCCACUUGGCAACGAUGACCGCAGAAAAACAACGGGUUUGGAUACAAAGUUUUUGACCAUCAUUUGUAUUUACUCGACAUGAUAGCUACAUAUUACCAUAUUUUCAAAUCUUCGACAGCAUUUAUGUGUCAGCGACAAUCCACUGAAGAUGACGAUUUCAUGGAAGCCAUCAAAAUUUUCUUAGGCUCUAGAAAUUCUGAAUCCUAUGCUACUGGGAUAAAAAUGCUUAAAAACGUUGGACACAUUGUGUUAAUGUUGAUGAUAACUAUAUUGAUUAAUAAUUCGUUCUUGUUGUAACGCAAAAAAUGUUUUUCUGAUACACGGUUAGGGGGGCCCACGACUUACCUAACAACCUAAUAUAUAUAUUAGAGCGCAUACACAUUAUUCACAAAAUUUUUUUUAGCACGACAAAUCUGUAUGUUACGAUUGCGUAACGUCUGUCAUCGAUGGCUUCCGUGCUAACAUUAAUCAAAAGUGGUAUGUGAAACUGCGUUGUGCUCCACAUUGUCCUGAUCAAAAGAUCAACCCGGACGUUGCUUCACAUAUUACACACAUGGAUGAUUAA